AUGACGGUCAAACCCAACGCCAAGGCGAAACCCCACGUACUCUAUGCCGUGCCCCCACGAGAGGGCCACAUGCGGCCGGCCCUCCAGAUCGGCAAGCAUCUCAAGGACCACGGCUUCGACGUCACGAUCCUGGGGACCAAGAAGUGGCGGGCGACGAUUCAAGCAGCCGGCGCGCAUUUCAGCCCGAUCAUCGGGCUUUGGGGCACGCUCGAUGAUCCGGCCCGCUGGCCAGGCAUCGCAGGCGCCCCGGACGCGCCGUCGCGCCUUUCCGCGUCGCUCGACGGCGGCUUCGUCUCGCUGUUGCCGAGCGGCCUGGAGUCCUUGAGGUUCGCUCUCGCGGCCGUUCGCAGGCGACAGCCGGGGUGCCCGGUCGUCGUCCUCUCCGACACGUGCUUCUCGGGGACUUUGGCCCUGAAGCUGGAGGCUGAUCUACCGGAGGGAUACCGCGAGGGAGAGAAGAUCAGGACCAUCGGAAUCGGGGUCGUGCCGACCUUCUGGACCAGCCCUGAAAGGCCGCCCUGGGGAUCGGGAUUGCCCUUUGACGGCAGCGACGGAGGAAGGGAGAGAAACACGACAUCUCUUCGGACGUCUUGGAAUAGUGCCGCCGAGGAGCGGGCGAGGUGGGUUCUGAGCAUGAUGGGUUGUGCCAAAGAGGUUGAAUCGCUGUACGAGGACCUCUCGCCUCAUUCUAUCACCGCCGCCAAACAACACCCAUUCUGGGAUGCGUCGACCGUCUGCCACGAUGCGGUACUCCAGAUGUGCCUCCCGGGCCUCGAAUUUCCCUCGUCGGACUGGCCGCAGAAGAUCAAGUUCGUCGGCACGCUGCCGAUCAAGCCGUUGCCGCCCAACCUCGCAUACCCCAGCUGGUUCGACGACAUCCUCGCCAACAGCACGGCCCUCCGCCCACCGGCCCAGUGCCGGAAGAAGGUUGUGUUCGUAGCGCAGGGCACGGAGGUCCUGGACCACCGCGAGCUCAUCAUCCCGACGAUGAAGGCGCUGGCGGGCCGAGGGGACGUGCUCGUCGUCGCCUGCCUGUGCGUGGCCGGCGCCGUCAUGGACACGAGCGGCUUUGACGACGGCGCGCUGCCCGCCAACGCGCGGGUGGUCGACUACUUCCCCUACGACGCGAUCCUCGCGCACGCCGACGUGUUCGUGUCCAACAGCGGCUACGGGGGCUUCCAGCACGCCGUCUCGAACGGCGUCCCGGUGGUGCAGGCCGGCGACGUGUUCGACAAGCCGGACAUCGGGCGGAGGAUCGAGUGGUGCGGCCUGGGCGUCUACCUGGCAGAGUCUCCGCCGCCCGUGAGCGUCGUCCGCCGCGCGGUCGAAGAGGUGCUCGGUGAUGAGAGGUACAAAAGACGUGCGGAAGAGCUGAGGAGAGAGGCGGGACGGAUGAAUCCUCUACAGAGGAUCGAGGAGGAGAUCAUGUCGAUGUGCAGUUGA
Molecule: messenger RNA, 1443 nt
Organism: Colletotrichum higginsianum IMI 349063
Lineage: Eukaryota; Fungi; Ascomycota; Sordariomycetes; Glomerellales; Glomerellaceae
Product: UDP-glucuronosyl/UDP-glucosyltransferase
Exons: 1
Coding region: 1-1443 (480 amino acids)
Molecular function (GO): UDP-glycosyltransferase activity
Source: RefSeq, a predicted model, not a curated record